Molecule: messenger RNA, 969 nt
Organism: Eublepharis macularius
Lineage: Eukaryota; Metazoa; Chordata; Lepidosauria; Squamata; Eublepharidae
Product: olfactory receptor 11G2-like
Exons: 1
Coding region: 1-969 (322 amino acids)
Biological process (GO): G protein-coupled receptor signaling pathway
Cellular component (GO): membrane
Molecular function (GO): G protein-coupled receptor activity; olfactory receptor activity
Source: RefSeq, a predicted model, not a curated record
AUGGAGUUAUGUCAACUGGCCAAUGGGACCACAGUGAAGGAAUUCAUUUUGCUAGGCUUUGGAGUUGGGCAACAGGUGCGGUUCCUGCUUCUUAUCUUUUUUAUCAUUCUGUACAUGCUCACUUUGGCUGAGAACAUCACUAUCGUUACAGUGGUGCUGCUGGACAGUCACUUGACCCGACUUCCCAUGUACAUCCUCCUGAGCAACUUCUCCUGGCUAGAGAUGUGUUAUGUGACGACCACAGUGCCCCGGAUGCUUUUUGACUUGAUAUACCCUCAAGGAAUCAUCUCCUUCCACUCCUGCUUCUUUCAGUUCUACAUCUUCUUCUCACUUGGAAGCACUGAAUGCUUCUUCCUGUCAACCAUGUCCUUGGACAGGUACUUGGCCAUCUGCCACCCUCUUCGCUAUCCACAAAUUAUGUCUCCAAGUUCUUGCUAUAUUCUGGUGGUUGUUUGUUGGGUCCUUGGCUUCCUAUGGUUCCUUAUCCCUGUGAUUUUGAUCUCCAAGUUGUCCUUCUGUGGCCCCAAAAUCAUAAAUCACUUCCUGUGUGAUCCUGAGCCGAUUCUGUCUCUUGCCUGCCCUCCACUAGGAAUUACUCCCAGUGUCUGCCAAAUGUUCAUGAAUGGAUUGGUUUUUGUCAAUGUCGUCUUCGUUUUGCUAUCUUAUGGUGUUGUGAUUCUCACCUUAAUGAAACCUUCCUUCCAAGGUAGUCGUAAGAAGUCUUUCUCCACUCUAUCUUUCCAUCUGUUGGUGGUGACACUUUUCUAUGGCUCUGUGGCAGGGAUGUACUUAGCUCCAGGUGGAGGAAGUCCUUCAGAGGUCACAAAAGUUGUCACCGUCUUCUACACUGCUGUUACACCCUUUCUCAACCCUAUGAUUUAUUGUCUGAGGAAUGAUCAGGUGAAGGAGGCCCUGGGAAGGUUGUGGAAAAGAAGGGAGAAAUUACUGAGGAGCAAAGUGACAACAUAA